Messenger RNA from Leptidea sinapis, 1480 nucleotides. RefSeq names its product polyglutamylase complex subunit TTLL1-like. The record is from RefSeq and is a predicted model, not a curated record. The transcript has a single exon. Gene Ontology annotation, cellular component: cilium. Gene Ontology annotation, molecular function: tubulin binding; tubulin-glutamic acid ligase activity. NCBI's taxonomy places the organism in Eukaryota, Metazoa, Arthropoda, Insecta, Lepidoptera, Pieridae. Bases 88 to 1392 code for a protein of 434 amino acids. Gene Ontology annotation, biological process: microtubule cytoskeleton organization; protein polyglutamylation.
ACUUUUCGACGUAAAUUUUUUUGUUUGUUAUUAAUUUAUUUUGGAGUAAAAUUUUUUUUACAUUUAAUUUAUAUCAAAGUUACUACCAUGACGCAGGAAAGCAAGAAGAAUUUGAUUGGUUAUGUAUCUAAAACCCCAGCGCCUAUUCAAGAUCGAGAAAAACGUGUGACCUAUUGUACAGAUCUAGAAAAAUCUGUUAUUAUGACGAACUUCGAACGACGUGGAUGGAUCCAAGUCGGCCCAGAGGAUGAAUGGAACUUCUACUGGUCUUUUACACAAAACUGUCGUUCCAUUUUCAGUUCUGAAAGUGGAUACCGAAUGAACGAUAAUCAGCUCAUUAACCACUUUCCGAACCAUUACGAGAUAUCACGCAAAGAUUUGCUAGUAAAAAAUAUAAAACGGUAUCGCAAAGAACUAGAGCGAGAAGGUAAUCCAUUAGCUGAUAAAACCGAGCUCACUCUACCGAACGGGCAAAUCGUAACUCGCUACAUACAUCUAGAUUUUAUACCCGUGACGUAUGUAUUACCGGCUGACUACAAUAUGUUUGUCGAAGAAUAUAGAAAGUCCCCCCAAAGUACUUGGAUAAUGAAACCCUGCGGCAAAUCACAAGGUGCUGGUAUAUUUCUUAUAAAUAAAUUGUCGAAGCUUAAAAAGUGGUCACGUGAAGCUAAGGCACCACUUCACCCGCAGCUCGGAGGCAAGGAAUGUUACGUUAUAUCUCGAUAUAUAGACAACCCGUUAUUGAUUGGUGGAAAGAAAUUUGAUUUAAGACUUUACGUGCUGGUCACGUCAUUUCGACCUCUAAAAGCUUAUUUGUUUCAGCAUGGUUUUUGCAGAUUCUGUACUGUAAAGUACGAUACAAGUGUCACUGAAUUGGAUAACAUGUAUGUACAUUUAACUAAUGUAAGCGUACAAAAGCACGGCGGAGAUUACAACAGUUUACAUGGAGGGAAAAUGAGUAUUCAAAACUUUCGCCUGUAUUUAGAGGGGACGCGAGGACGAUCAGUUACGGAAAAACUGUUCGCAGAUAUGCAAUGGCUAAUAGUACAUUCAUUAAAAGCAGUCGCUCCUGUAAUGGCUAACGACCGUCAUUGUUUUGAGUGUUACGGAUACGAUAUAAUUAUCGAUAGUACGUUAAAACCGUGGCUUAUAGAAGUAAAUGCAUCCCCGUCUUUGCAGUCCACGACACACAAUGACCGAAUAUUAAAAUACAAAUUGAUAGACAAUAUUGUUUCUGUUGUCGUGCCCCCCGAUGGAAUACCUGAUGCAAGAUGGAAUAAAAUUCCUAGCGAAGCAGCCUUGGGCGAUUUCGAUGUUUUGAUUGACGAAGAGUUGAUUGAAAGAGAAGAUGCUAACUCAAGAUAUUACAAGUACCACCGUUCAAAGCAAUGAAAAUUCUGUUUUAAUUUAUUAAAUAACUAUUUUUAAAUUAUACUAUUUAUUAUAAUAUUUAAAAAAAAAUAAAAAUCAUAAAACUAUA